This is a messenger RNA of Tachysurus fulvidraco (yellow catfish), 3716 nucleotides long. It is a transcript of the gene nrl, whose product is annotated as neural retina leucine zipper. Lineage: Eukaryota; Metazoa; Chordata; Actinopteri; Siluriformes; Bagridae. The transcript has 5 exons. The record is from RefSeq and is a predicted model, not a curated record. Gene Ontology annotation, biological process: regulation of transcription by RNA polymerase II. Gene Ontology annotation, cellular component: nucleus. Gene Ontology annotation, molecular function: RNA polymerase II cis-regulatory region sequence-specific DNA binding; DNA-binding transcription factor activity, RNA polymerase II-specific. The coding region runs from base 361 to 1614 and encodes 417 amino acids.
CACACACACACAAGGCAUCGGUCAGAGACACUCGGGAUGCAUCAGUCAGUCCAUCAGAUACUAAUGAGGAAUGAAAGAAAUCAAAUGGAUCUCUGUCUGCCUCUCCGUGUAUGACCCACGGAUGAGGAGGUGACACAGAAAGUCCUCUGUACAAGGAAGGAAGAAAGGCCCAAUGCAAGACUCACUUAAGCACACUCCUCCUGGAUUUGGCCAAUCAGAGAUCUUAAAAAGAAGCAUUGCUGUCAGUCCCAACCAGGUUUUUGGACCACCAGCUGAAUCUGUAUCUGAGAGUGACGAUCAAUACACAUUCGAGAAACUGAUAAACCAAAAACUGCCCAGUUCUAUUAGCAAGUGGCGGAUAUGUCAUCGCCUUCCAUCCCUCUUCCUCCGUUGCCCCCCAGCCCCCUGGCCAUGGAGUACCUAAAUGACUUUGACCUGCUCAAGUUUGAGGCAAAGGCCGACUCUCCUCCCCCUCUUCCACCAUGUUCAUAUCCUAAAGCAGUCCAGCAGCAGCAGGACUCCUCGUCAUCCCCCUAUGUGGUUCGACCUCCUCCAGAUUCCAGCCUCAGCUCUAGUCCCUAUACCUCUCUACCUCCUUCACCAACCCUCAGUGAUGCUCAUCCACUUCCAUCUGGGUCUUCUUCCUCCUCCUCCUCUUCGAUAUCCAUCCCUCUCUCUAUCUCUGCCAGCUAUGUCUCUGGAUUAAAUUCCACCCCGCAAGGGAAUCUGGACUGCAGCCCUGCACCUGGUGUCCCAGGCCAGUGUCCAAACCCCACGUCUUUGGAAGAUCUGUUCUGGCUGGCAGCAAUCCAGCAGCAGUUUGGAGGGGAAGCUUCUCUUUUAGAGGCCUUAGGGGGAACACCAGAGAGAGGUGACAGAGACAGGGGCGUUGUUGGGGGGUUUCUGGGGUGUGAAGAUGCAGUGGAGGUGCUACUCAACUCGGCUGCUGCUGCUGCUGCUGUAAGCUCACAGUUCCCGGGUUUGUCUCAAAGCUCUGGAAGCAGUAAUCUGGGAGACUCGAGCAGUGAGAGUGGAGGUGAUGUAAAAGCCUCAGAGCUCUGUCACCGUCCUCUCCUCUUUGUUUCCUCUGGCCCUCCACCUCUACACAAUGGCAAUCCACCCCAAGGCACGUACCACCAGCCCUCAAGCCCUUCAUCCCGCCUUCACCACCCGCAGCAUCAUCCUCAUCAUCACCAUCACCCCCAUCAUCUCAUUAACAGUCAUCACCAUCAUCAGCUUCAAGCUAGCCAGUCUGGGUUGCAUGAGCGCUUUUCAGACGAGCAGCUCGUGAGUCUGUCUGUGCGCGAGCUGAACAGGCAUCUGCGUGGCGUGAGCAAAGACGAGGUGGUGCGUCUGAAGCAAAAACGUCGCACUCUGAAGAACCGAGGCUAUGCUCAAUCGUGCCGAUACAAACGCCUCCAGCACCGGCAUGCACUUGAGUCUGAGAAACACAUCCUCACACAGCAGCUGGAGCAGCUGCAGUGUGAGCUGUCCCGUGUGCUAAGAGAGCGAGACGCCUACAAAGCUCGUUACGAGAAGCUUGUUAACUCCAGCGAGGCCCCGCCCACUCAGACCAACAAUCCAACGUCUCCUCCCACAGACUAUUUCCUCUGAAAGGAAAGCAGGAAAACAAACAGACAAACUGAAAAGAGAGAAUAAUGGCUACUUCAAUCGUGAGAGGGGGAUCGUGAAAUAAGCUAUAUAAGCUAACAAGCUAAGUUGGGGAUUCACCAAAGCCCUAGAUAGUCACUUUUCAAAAGACUUGACUUGAUUCUGCUGGACAACAGUUUUGGUUUGAUCAUUGUGAGGUUGACAGAAGCAGAAAAGGCUUUGCCGUUUUUCAAUUGUGAAUUUUUUUUCCUUUUUUUCCAAGCAUAUAGGUAAAGCAAAUAAUAAAGAUUCCUGUAUGAUAAUUCUAGUCAUGAGAUCCUUAUCCUCGGCUACAGAGCUGAGUGUCGGGUCUUCACAAGUUUUCUUGUGUGCCGGAGCUCUGAACUGACUAAAUAAGGUUAUUUGGACACUUUAACGUAGAUUUAUAAAGUGAAGUAUAAAAUUGCUGCUAUAUAACCAACACUGUGUCUAAAAUCGUGCCCUUGCUCGAUUUAUUGUCUGGAUUGUUUUGUAUCGAACUUUUCACUGGCCAACUUUAAAAACUGUUACCAAAUGAGACAACAAGAACAAAUAUAAAUAUUUAAAAGCGAUUUUCUGUCAAAAAUGCAUCAUUAACAUCAUUACAUUUUGGGUUAACCAUCCAUAAGUCAUAUUUAAGUUAAAACCUCUUUAUAUUAUGGUCAAUAAUGUGAUUUAGGUAAACACUGUGGGUAAUAAUGUAGAAAACCAGCCAGGAAAUAUUGUUUAUCCAGUGAGAAUGUGGACAAUGCUACAGUACUUAUGACUAGACUUAUGACUAGAGAAGCCCACGGUUACACAUUUCAGCUGUAAUAUACAGUAUGUAAUAAAGGAUCUGAUGGGAUUGUGACAAAUUAAGGGAAAUAACACUGCUUUGUUUCCUGUACAAUGCAAAUCAAAACAAAGUUCUUCUAACUAAUCACUUGUAUCAUUCUGUGCCCAAGCAUUAUGACAGGCAUGGACUAUUCCAGGAUGAUUCUGACCCCCAAAUACUAACCCAAGCAAACAUCUGGGGAGAUUGUUAGAGUGAUGCGUUAGACAGCGCUCUAUUCCACCAGCAUUAAUCCACCAACUGGAGGAAAAUGUAGAAAGCAGUUUAUAUCAUUUUAGUAUCUGACAGGUGUGAAACUUUCUGUCUGAGGUUUUGGCAUGUUGCGGUUUUUCUAGUUGGUUUUCUGCUCACCACGGUUGUAAUGAGUGGCUAUUUGCGUUACCGUAGACUCAGCGCUCUAGGGUUAAGGCAUUUCCAACCACACAUCUUUUUUUGUUGUUUAGAAACUGUAGUUUAUGAAAGACUUUAACCAGCCACUAUGGCAUCAACAGCCACACUGCAGUGAGUAUCUGAACUCACAUUUCUCCCUCGAUCAUUAUACCGUAAAUGAAUUAUAUACAGUAUCUUACUUACAGAUUUACAUGCUUACAAAAUGUUAUGCCAAAAAUAGUCAGUCAGUUUUGUUUCGUUGGUAUUUCACCAGUACCCUUGGAUUAUCAACUACUAUUUGGGGCGAUUAAUGAAAUUUUAUUGAUUUUAUUUCAUUUGUGAAAUUUCGUUUCAUUUCAUUUGUCACAUGACAUAUUUCAUGCAUUCUCAUUUAUAUAUAUGAAAUUUAUUUAUAAAAAUAACACUUUAUUUGUCACUAAAUUUUCAGGAAAAAAAAAUGGUUGCCAUGUUGCAGAAAUAGGUGUCACAGUCACACAGUGUUGUCUGUGAUUAGUAAGUGGAUCAAGGGGUUUUAAGUGAUUAAAGUCAGUGAAUAAAAAAAAAAAUGCUGAUUUCAAAGAACCUAAAACCUCAGAAUACACAGAGCUGGAUGCUGUGGUUUAUUUAUUUAUUUAUUUUUAAUAAUUAUUAUUUUAAGACUACACUAAGAGAUAUGCAGAUAUAAUAUUAGGCUCGAUUGUAACGUUACAGUACCUAAAUUCUUAACAAGUCAUCUGAGGGAGUUUUAUUCCGACUUUUCAUUUAGAAUCUGAGUAAAUAAUUCAUCUAAUUUAGUCAUUUUUUUCUAAGAAUUAUUUAUGUGACCAUAAUUUUAAUUUGCUGGUUUCUCAUUUUAUUGAGUGUGUGUUUUAUUUAUUUUAUAAGU